AUGUCAUACAGUGAACGUGUGCAGCUAAGAGGCCUUCAAAGAGAACUGGAUGAGUUUCUGCAAAUGGAAGAGUUUGCAGCACUCACAAAAGAAUUAAAUGUAUGCAGAGAGCAUCUCCUGGAAAGAGAGGAAGAAAUUUCUGAACUGAAAGCAGAAAGAAAUAACACUCGGCUACUUUUAGAACACCUCGAAUGUCUCGUUUCCAGACACGAACGAUCACUCAGAAUGACAGUGGUAAAGAGGCAAGCUCAAUCACCUGCAGGAGUUUCGAGUGAAGUAGAAGUUCUGAAAGCACUCAAAUCGUUAUUUGAACACCACAAAGCUUUAGAUGAAAAGUCUGAUCCUUCCCUUUCUUCUGAAGAUUCUACUGUUAUGGAAGCUAAACUGAUGGAACUGAGCUCCAUGCUUAGGAAGGCUGAAGAAAGGCAUGGAAAUAUUGAAGAAAGGUUACGACAGUUGGAGGCACAGCUUGAAGAAAAGAAUCAAGAAUUACAACGAGCUCGGCAGAGGGAAAAGAUGAAUGAAGAACAUAAUAAGCGUUUAUCGGACACAGUAGAUAAACUGCUGUCAGAAUCCAAUGAAAGACUUCAACUUCAUCUAAAGGAAAGAAUGGCUGCAUUAGAGGAAAAGAAUUCCCUUAUCCGAGAGCUUGAAAAUACCAAGCAGCUAAUUGAAGAAACGCACCAUGAAAAGAAUAAAUUGUUAGCUGAGAAUGAUCAAUGGAGAGCGAAAGCUGCUUCUUUCGGAGAUACUCUGCAUCACAGCAGGUCACAUUUAGGUAGUCCCUCUGAUUUUAGGUACCCAGUAGCAUCUACAUCAGAGGUAGACAAACACCCAGACCAAUACAGCGGUGCAUCAGUAUUACGUAGAACUCAGAAGGGCCGCUUAGCAGCUUUAAGAGAUGAACCUUCAAAGGUCCAGACAUUGAAUGAGCAAGAAUGGGAGCGUGCGCAGCAAGCUAGUGUCUUGGCAAAUGUAGCCCAGGCCUUUGAGAGUGAUGCUGAAGUAUCCGAUGCAGAAGAUGAUAGAGAGACAAUAUUCAGCUCUGUUGAUCUGCUGUCACCAAGUGGUCAGGCAGAUGCCCAAACUUUGGCUAUGAUGCUUCAAGAACAGUUGGAUGCCAUCAAUAAUGAAAUACGGCUGAUCCAAGAAGAAAAGGAGUCAACACAGCAGAGGGCAGAAGAGAUUGAGAGCCGAGUUGGAAGUGGUAGCCUUGAUGGUCUGAAUCUCUGCCGAUACAGAGGGGGUACACUUCCUGCCUCGUUUACGGGUUCGUCUCUUGCCGGUUCCUCUCCACCUGGAAGCGGACACUCUACGCCAAGACGAUCCCCUCGAAAUCCUGCUCAUGAGAUUGACAGGCUUGGCGUCAUGACCCUGCCUAGUGAUUUAAGGAAGCAUCGUAGGAAGCUAGCAAAAGAGGAUACACGGGAAGACAAAACGACAAUAAAAUGUGAAACAUCACCACCCUCCACACCAAGGUCCAUUCGAUUGGACAGAGUGAACCAAGGUGCCUCUCACACCAUCAGUCAGGAGGAUAUUCGGGACAUAAGAAGUUCAACUGGGUCACAGGAUGGUCAAGUCAGCAAUCCCAGUAGCAGCAACAGCAGCCAAGAUUCUCUUCACAAAGCCCCCAAAAAGAAAAGUAUAAAGUCAUCUUUUGGGCGCCUGUUUGGUAAGAAAGAGAAAGGUCGGCUUGGGCAGCCCAGCAAAGAUCUCUCAGGGCAAGGUACUAAGGUUGGUUAUCAGCCUCUGAACAGCGACUCGGAGUUGCCAUGCGUCCUUAAGUCUGCCUUGGAGGACAUUUAUCCGAAGCUCCAAGGCAGAAUGUUCUUGACCGCGAAAGUGUUCCAGUCUGACGAUUAUGGCACAAGUGCUGCCUCCUUUGAUGAUGUCGAGCAGCUGGCUCCAGCGUAUCAGAAAACGAAGCCGGUCGAAGCUGCCAGUGCAAGUACAAGCAGCAUCCGUUCCAAGUUUGAGAACAUUGCCAAAGCGAAGGAGGAGGAGGAUAGAAAGAAGGCAGAGGAAGAGAGAGCUCGCCGUCGGGCCAGCGAGAAACUAGAGCAGGAGGAAGCCAAAAGGAAAUUGGAGGAACCCCCUGUACAGGAAGAGGCUGUCUAUGAAGCAGAACCCACCUAUAGUAGUGAUGAGCCACACUACCAAGAGACAACAUAUGAACAAGAAGCGGUUUAUCAGAUGCCAGAUGAAAGUCAAGGUUACCAAAGAGAUGAGCCCACUUAUGCAGAAUACGGAAAUGAGUAUGGGAUCACAGCUGUAGCAUUGUAUGACUACCAGGCUGAUGGCGAUGAUGAAAUUUCAUUUGAUCCCGAUGACAUCAUCACCAACAUUGAGAUGAUUGACGAAGGAUGGUGGCGAGGGGAAUGCCGAGGCAGAUAUGGUCUUUUUCCAGCUAACUACGUUGAACUGAAACAAUGUUUGCAGGCACGCCAGUCAUUGGAGAGAGAAUUUAACAACCUCUUGGCACUUGGAACAGACCGGAGACUAGAUGAUGAGGAUGAAAAGGGUUUCAGAAGAGCACCUUCUUGGAGAAAAAAGUUCCGACCAAAGGACGUAAGGGGUAUGACACCUGGAUCAGCAGAGACGUUACCUGCUAAUUUUAGAGUUACCUCAACAGCGUCUUCACCCUCCAUGCAGCCAAAGAAGAUGCAAACCGAUGGCAAUAUUUCUGGAGAGCCAAGAAUGGAUUCCACUACAGUACGAACCUAUUCAUGUUAAUUUUGGUUCACACGCGCUAUUUCAACUGAUGACUGCCCAGCGUUCAAAGCCUUCAUGCAGUAAUUGUACAUCACGUGAAUUGCUGAGAAAGCUGGGAAAUCUGUGGUGUGGCAAUAUGUCUAACUUGGACUUAAUAUUUUAAUACAGAGAUUUAAACUAGUUGAACCACAACUCAUGAGUACUCUAGAUUUAAAAUUUUAGAAUAAAUGUUUCUUACAUUUAUGUAAACCUGUUUCAAUAUUGAUUUAUUGUAGAUCUGGCACCUAGCUUUAAUCACGUACCCUUGCUUAGAAUGCAUUUUAUAACUAUGUACAAUUCUUUCUUAAAUCAGUUUUCUUUACUCUUAAUCAUGUUUUUUUUUCUCAAGGAAAUGUAUCAUAUGUCUGUAUGUAUUCAUCCCUAUGAGAAUUGUGGGGGGUUUGUAAAUCAUUGUGUAAUUACUACAAAUAUUCAGAUUUUUUUUAUAAAGUUGAGGACAAAAAAGUGGGUGUAAUGGCAUUUUCAUGCUCUUUUCCCAAAAGAAACUGCAUGCUGACAGCACCAAGUGUGUUAAUGUUGUAGUUAGUCUGAAGUCUGUAAUUAAAUCCUUUUUUUUUAAGAAACUAUCAGUUCUCAUCUUUUAAAUUGUAAAUGCUUGUCCAUUUUUUCAGUAUGACUAAUAAUGAAUAGAUGGGCAGGAGAAGAGGUAAAGCCAUAUAUAUAGGACUAUUGAGGAAUAGGUGGGAUGAAUGCAAGAGGACAACCUCUUGUUAUAACUCCAAUGCUAUUUCCUCCCUAAUUUUUUUAAGUAAAGGCUGGUUUAACCUUUUAGUGGACCAAUAUCAAUGACUGGUGUCAAUUAAGACUAUUCAACUUAGAAGUGUAAGAAGUGGGGUUCUUUAAAAAUAAAUAAAAUUAAAGCCUUAUUUAUUUUUCUUGAAAUAUGGUUUGCUUUUUUUGCAACCCUUUGCUAAUCUAUAGAUACUGUGCAUAUUCCUUUUUAAAAGGUGACCCAUAAAUAGGAGAGCGAAGAAAUGUUGUCAUGGCUUUAUAAAGAGUGUUCAGUAUUUUUGAGUAACCCACCAAUGUGUCAGCUGCAGUUUGUUGGUAUUAUAGUGAGUUAUGUAUUGUGUACCAACACAUUGUAAAUCUGUCCAAAGUGGUCAAUUUUUAAUGUACGUUGGCCUGAAUAAUGUACUGUUAUUUGUCCAAUAUUUUGCGGUUCUGAGUUUUUCUCUGCCUUCUUGUAACAAAUUAUGUACAGUCUAUACAAUACUUUGAACUAUUUUUAUCACGUAUUUAUUGCUUUCUUUCAAUAAAAUACUUACUUUUAUUUUCCACUGCCAAUAAACAAAUAAAAAGAAAACCACAGUUUUCAAUGUGUGGGACUUA
Messenger RNA from Rhincodon typus (whale shark), 4104 nucleotides. RefSeq names its product liprin-alpha-1-like. Gene Ontology annotation, molecular function: protein binding. Gene Ontology annotation, biological process: synapse organization. Gene Ontology annotation, cellular component: presynaptic active zone. NCBI's taxonomy places the organism in Eukaryota, Metazoa, Chordata, Chondrichthyes, Orectolobiformes, Rhincodontidae. The transcript has 24 exons. The record is from RefSeq and is a predicted model, not a curated record. Bases 1 to 2733 code for a protein of 910 amino acids.